AUGCAUUAGCAGAGGGGAGCUGCAAGUCUCCUUGUCCUACCAGCCUGUGGCGCAGAGAAUGACUGUUGUGGUGCUGAAAGCCCGACAUUUGCCAAAGAUGGAUAUCACUGGCCUCUCAGAUCCCUACGUCAAGGUGAAUGUUUAUUACGGAAGAAAGCGCAUAGCAAAGAAGAAGACUCACGUGAAGAAGUGCACUUUGAAUCCUGUCUUCAACGAAUCCUUCAUUUACGAUAUUCCUGUCGACCUCCUUCCUGACAUCAGCAUUGAGUUUCUAGUUAUCGAUUUUGACCGUACCACAAAGAACGAAGUGGUGGGACGGCUGAUUCUGGGAGCACACAGCAUCACCGCGGGUGGUGUGGAACACUGGCGAGAGGUGUGUGAGAAUCCUAGAAAGCCAGUUGCCAAAUGGCACAGCCUGAGCGAAUACUAGCAGAGGUUGCGGCAGCAACAACCGAUUUGUAGAACAGACUUAAACCUUGUUGUAGCUGUAGAACUAAACUUUCGUAAGAAGCAGCAGCUGAUUGGUUCUCUAGUGAUGUGAUUUUGCAGGGCACUAAAAUUCUAAAGAGCAUUAAGUGAAAAAAAUAAUUACCACGACUAUAUAUAACAGUGUAAUCACGCUAUUGCAUGCCUAAUACAAACUGAAAUGAGUGUAACUACCACUAUCAAGUUGCAGAUUUUAAUACAAUUAUCUGUCACUUUGGAAGUUGUGUUUGUGCCGAACUGUCUUUGCUGGUAUUCACCAAGAUUGGCCUGUCUUUAUUAGGCUUCUCCCAAAGUUUCUGAAUUCUGCUGUUUAACCUCUAGUUUCUUGUUAGUUUGCUUGCCCAUUGGUUCUUGCAGUUCUGUUCUUUGCUGGUUCGGGAGUACCAACCGCAUCUCCAUGUAAAGGUGGUUUUGAAUUCUGCACUAGCGUAAAAGGAAAAUACAG
This is a messenger RNA of Antrostomus carolinensis (chuck-will's-widow), 931 nucleotides long. Its product is annotated as synaptotagmin-11. Gene Ontology annotation, molecular function: calcium-dependent phospholipid binding; SNARE binding; phosphatidylserine binding. Gene Ontology annotation, cellular component: exocytic vesicle; axon; plasma membrane. Gene Ontology annotation, biological process: calcium ion-regulated exocytosis of neurotransmitter; vesicle fusion. The coding region runs from base 59 to 430 and encodes 123 amino acids. The transcript has 2 exons. NCBI's taxonomy places the organism in Eukaryota, Metazoa, Chordata, Aves, Caprimulgiformes, Caprimulgidae. The record is from RefSeq and is a predicted model, not a curated record.